CUCUGCAGGCUGCAGAUCUGUCAAACUGCGCUUCAGGUUUCAUCUCCACCAGCUACUACACAGCAAGAUCUGCGCUUCCACUUUGGAAAUCACUGUCCAGACCUGCAUCUGUGCUGCACCUUUCAUCACCAAAACGCACUCCUUUUCUGCAUAGCGGUGCCAUGCUGCCCGGAGGCUGUGGAUGAGAAAGUAUGUCGUCAGACUUCUACUACAGAGAUGAUGUGGUGGAGAGGGGGUCCAUCCCCCUGGACAUCGAUAAUGUCCACAUGCUGCUGCAGGUGGAACAAGAACAGAUCCAGAAGAAGACCUUCACCAACUGGGUCAACGCUCAGCUGGCAAAGCGGAGGCCACCAUGUAUGGUCGUGGAUCUGUUCCAUGACUUCCGUGAUGGCUCCAAACUGUUGGACCUGCUGGAGGUGAUGAGCGGCCAGCGCCUUAGUCGGGAAAGAGGCAGGGGAAUGUUUCAGCACAGGAGCAACAUUGAGAAAGCCCUUUCCUUUCUAAAGAAGAAAUCGAUCAAACUAGUCAACAUAAACAUUCCUGAUAUUAUUGAUGGUAAACCGUCCAUCAUCCUUGGCCUCAUAUGGACAAUCAUCCUACAGUACCAUAUUGAGGAAUUGGCCAGCGGCCUUUCUUUCGAUUCCCGUCAGUCCUCCAUGGAGUCUUUGGCCAGUCUGGACUCCCGCUCCACCCUGUCGAGCCGCUCAGCCGGCAGCAGUCCCGUCCCUCCUAGAGGCUCGCCACUACACAACCGAUUCAGGGUUUCUGCCAAGAAGGCCCUGCUGCUGUGGGUCCGCGAACAGUGCCACAAAGCUGGCUGUUCAAUAAAUGUGAAAGACUUCAAAACUAGCUGGAGGAGUGGAGUGGCCUUCCUGGCGAUCCAGUACGCUCUGCGGCCGGACCUGGUGGAUCUGUCCAAAGCCAGAACCAGAAGCAACAAACAGAACCUGGAGGAGGCCUUCAGCAUCGCAGAGAGAGAGCUGAGGAUCCCCAGACUGCUGGAUCCUGAUGAUGUGGACGUCCGGGAUCCUGAUGAGAAGUCCAUCAUGACCUACGUGGCUCAGUUCCUGCAGUACUCCAAAGACCUGCCGGUGACAGAGGAAGAAAUGCAGACACAAUACCUGACAGUCCCUAAAAGCCCUUCUCCUGUCGACCUGCCUGUUCACUACACUCCUGCUAUUUCUGCCUCACCUCUGCGACAGGCAACACCUGAUCAGAAGGCACAGGAAGUGACGUGCUGGCUGGUUCAGGCCUAUGACGAGCUGCUGGAGGGAUGGGACUCCACAGAGGGAGAGAGCUACUCAGAGAGAUACCAUGUGAUUCAGACCUUUCUGGUGUCCUUUAAUGAGCAGCGGCGUCCCAUCAUGCCUUUACUGACAGCGAUGAGACGGACCCCGAAACUGAGCGAUGAGCAGCGGGCUCUCAGAGACGCGUGGGACAACCUUACUGAAAAGCUACGUGAAUACAAAGUGGAGUUAGAUAAGAGUCUUCCAGCACCCUUGAACACGGUGGCUCGCUGGCUGCUGAAAACGGAGAAGGCCCUGGCCGAGGAGGAGGGUGACCCACAGGACCACGGCCGAGCUGCUGACGAUGCCAGGGAGAAACAAGAGCUCCUCAAAGUCUGCCUGGAGGAGAUGCCGCAGCAUGUGAAGACCUUCCAGUCCUUCCAAAACUUGGACGAGUAUGGAAACGUGAUGGUUCCUACUGACAAGAUGGAUGAACUAAAGAGGAGAUUCACCAGUGUGAGAGUGACUGCCAAAUACCACGGGAUCAAGCUGGAUUACAGAGAGCACCGUCACACAGUUUUAGAUCUGUUGGGGCAGAUCAGGACCAAGCUGCGGCUUUGGAAGAGACCUUACAUCUCCCCAGAGGCUGUCAGGGUGUUGCUGCAAGAAUGGCAUGAUCUGGUGAACACACAGGAGCUACCCUCUUUGUUAGAAUCAGCUCUCCACAAGCUGAAGCAGGUUUCUGAGAAAUAUUCAAGCAAAUCUGCCCUCGCUGCAGAUUACCACCAGGUCAGUCAGCAGGUGAAGCAGCUGGAAGGGGACACCACUGCGGUUUUGGAAGAGGUGACCAAAACCAAGAGCACCAUGGGACGGGUCCUGUCUGCUUGGGACUCCUACAGUGACUGCUUCAGCUCCCUGCAGGCUUGGCUAGAGCAAGGCUCUGCAGCACACAGCCAUGGCCAAAGACCAGAGGUGACGUCAGAGAUGAUGGCGGAGUGGGGAUCCCGACAGGCCCACCUGAACGAGGUGGGUAACUUCCUGAUCGAGUCAACAGACCCCCAGACCAGCAGGGGCCUGGCAGAGGAGCUGCGCAGACUCAACAUGCACUGGGCCGAGUUCGUCAAGAAAAACACGUUUGACAACACGGCUGAGCCCAGCGCUGACGUCCAGGCCAGACCCCAAGACAUCCAAGCUCUGAUCAGAGAAGCCACUCUGAUUCUCAGAGAGCCUCUGGAGGCCAUGGGAGGUCCCUUACGCACCUACAGAAAAAGAAUACAGUUCAUAAUGAGGAAAAUAAAAGAAUUGGAUCUUGAGGCUCUGGCUCCCUCCCCAGAAUGCCCAGCAGAUCAGUUACAGAAACUGAAGCUUGCUGUACCUGAAGUGAUGCAGACCUUGAUGGAGGCAGAACAGGUGUGUACAGAGCUGCAGCACAGUGUGUCAGGUCUGGACAGUCGUAUGGCUGAACUCCUGCACUGGGAGACUGAGGCCAGUGAGCUCUACCAGCUGCUGAGGGCCCAAGACAGACAACAACAACAGCGGGGCCAGGACCCACGAACCAGGGCCCUGAUUUCCCGUGGUCUACAGCUGGAGGGCCAGGUGGUUACAGAAGAGCAGGACCUGCAGGUGAUGGUGAUGACGAGUCAGAAAAACUCACCCAUCCAGUACCUCCAUGCCACCGCCAUGCAGGACCGAGUGCGAGCUGCUGUUGCACAGUCACAGGAAGCUGUAGGUAUGCUGAGCAGCCUGGGAGCCAGAAGAGACAGAAGCAGAAGCAGAAGCCCCCCAGAAGGGUCUCCUCCAUCCAAAGUCUUUAAACAGGCUAAAGAAAGUUCUCAAUAUCUGACACAGUCAGACAGAGACAGAUGGCCAACUAAGCAGCCCGAGACAACGUUAGUUUCUCAUCAGCGUCAAACCUUUGUACCAAAGAUAGUGCUCCAGGAAUACAGACAAGAAAAGGUGACUUCUCCUACAAUGCCAUAUACCUAUGCACAAGCUGUGAUGCAGACCAGGACAAAGUCGCCACCAGAAGGCUAUGCUCAGGCCUGGCCAGAGGCUGCCGUGCAAAAGCCACAGCAGACUCAGGAGCAAGGAUUGAUACAGCAGCAACAGCCACCGCAGCAAGGACAACUUGACAGACAGACAGAAAAAGAGCUACAACAGCAAGAACUCAAGCAACAGCAGCCACAAGAAGUGCAACAGCAGGGGCAAAUGCAAACACAGCCUCAACAACUGCAGCAGAAGCAGGAAUGGCAACAGGUGGAGCAGCAGCAGCAGGUAGAAAUGCAUCAAUACCAAGUUAAGCAGGUGGCAACAGAGAGGCCAACACCAGAGCCCCAUGAGCAGACUUCCCUUCAACAACCACCAGUAAAGAAACCACAGCUGAGCUCCCAGGAGCUUCAGAGCAGAAAGACUCAGGCCAUGAAGAACCGGCCCUGGCUUCAGAAGCCAGGCUCAGGAGAGCAUAAAACUCCCACUCCAGAACCAGAACAGGAUUCCACUCAGGAGAUUCAGCUGCAGUCAACCAGAGAAACAGUGGUAUCAGUUCAGGUUGUUACACAGCAUACAGCAUCUACAAGACCACAACCUGAGGCACAGGCAAAGGUUACUAAGCAGCCAGAAAAACAGCACAAAGAACAACAAAAACAAGCACAGCAACCUCAAAAUCUAGAGCAGCAACAACAACUGCAACAUCAACAAAAACAACAAAAAGAGAAGCAUCAGCAACAAAAGCCACAUCAACUGGAAAAACAACAAAGGCAACAGGAACAAUUGCUGCUGCAACAGCAACAAGAAAAACAAUCACCGCCUAUUGUAAGACAGGCUCAACCAGACUCAGACACCAAGGCUAAAUCCCAGACUGCUACUAUGGCUCAGCCUCACCCACAAACAAAGGCCCCAAGUCAGUCACAACCCCAAACUACUGCUCAGGCUAAAACUCAGGCAGCAGUCCACGUGCCAGUGCAGUCCGCAAGUAUGUCCCACACUUCCACAGACGGUCAGCAACCACUGAAGACCACGCCCCAGACCACAGUGAGCCAAGGUCAGCCACAAACACAAGUUCUUCCACAGCCCCAUGGCCCCGUGAAGACACAGUCAGUGACCCAGCAGCAGACACAACAACAGCUUCAGCCUCAGGUUCAGACUCAGUCCCAAACAUGUGCCCCAGGUGGACCUCAACCAUCUCUGCAGCCGCAGGGUCUACUUCUUGGCCCACCUGUAGUUCAAGUGCAGACAUUUUCUCAAGUCAAACCUUCUUCCCCUAUGCAAGCUUCAUUUCAGGGUCAAAUACCGCCUCCUGUGCCAUCCCACAUUCAGCUUCGUAGUCAUCCACAGGCCUGGUCUCCUGUCAGGCCGCCAUCCCCUAAGCCACCAACACAAGCUCAGAUGACCCAACCUCAAACCCAUGCUCAGUCAAUGCCUCAGCCUCAAACCCAUGCUCAGUCAAUGCCUCAGCCUCAAACUCAUGCUCAGUCAAUGUCUAAGCCUCAAACCCAUCCUCAGUCAAAGCCCAAUUCUCAAAUAUAUCCUGAGUCCAUGACCCAUCCUCAAACCCAUGCCCAGUCCACGACGCAGGUUCAAACCCGUCCUCAGUACAUGACCCAGCCUCAAACCCAUCCUCAGUCCAUGACCCAGUCUCAAAUCCAUCCUAAGUCCAUGGCCCAGGUUCAAACCCAUGCUCAGCCAACAGCCCAGCCAAGUCAUACCCAACCUUCAGCUCAACAGACCCAAGCUCCUCAUGUAGUCCAGCCUCAGGGUCCUAUUCAGCCGAUGACUCAGUAUCCCGCACAUGCUCAGCCCGAGGUCCAGCACCCAGGCCAUAUUUCCCAGGGCCAAAUCCAUGCUUGGACUCAAGUUAGAGGCUCAUCCCCAAUGUCUGUCCAGUAUCCACAAGCUCCAGCACAACAUCCUCUUUACCCCCAAGGUUACUCCCAGGGACAGUCUCCAACCCACCAGUGGCCACCCAAACAAGAGCCUCAAACGCAACCUGCUGCCCAGCAGAGGCAUCCAAUUCCCCAGUCAUACCCUCAGCAAAGAGGUCAAGCUCCACAGUGUCAGGCUUACCCAGCAAUUCAGGCUCAACAACAGUGGCCCCAAGUUGGGCCCCAACAAGGACCUCAGGUUGGGUAUUCUCACAUGGGGCCAUCAUACGCUCAGCCUCAGAUGCAAACACAAACCCAACCCUGGGCUCAAACACAACCCCAAAUGAGACCCCAGAGUUCCAUGCAGCAUCAACCUCAAAUGGGAGCUUAUAAUAUGUUUCAUAUGCAGGGGCAACAAGGCCAAGUUCAGCAACAGACUUGGGUUCAGGCACCGCCCCAACGUCAGCCACAGCCGUAUCCCCAGCCUUAUCCCCAGCCUCAAUCUCAGCAAUAUUCACAGGUUCAGCAUCAACCUCAGCGUCACCCUCAGCCUCAGAUGCAAGCUCAAACACCUCCCCAAUCGCAACCACCACACCCAGCCCAUCCUCAACUUCCUUCUCAGCCUCAGAUCCAACCCCAGCAGCAGGUCCAGUCCCAAACACACAUCCAGACGCUGCCACCGGUACAAGUAAAACCCCAGGCCCAGACUCAGCAGCCUCAGCCCAAUCUUCAGUUCCAGCAGCAGCCUCCACAACCCAAACAUCAGGUCCAGCUCCAACAACAACCGAAGAUUCAAUCACCAACUCAACCAAAAGGUGAAUCCCCUCCACAACCCAAACGUCUGGCCCAAUCACUACCACAAUCAGAGGUUCAAUCACCGACUCAACCCAAGGUUCAAUCACAGACCCAACUUAAGGUCCAAUCAAAAACUCAACCUAAGGGUCAGCCACAGACCCAAACUCAACCCAAGGCUGAAUCAGUGGCACAGACUUUACCUGAGCCCCAAUUACCCCCUCAGCUCAUGGCUCAGUCAACAGUCAAGGCUGAAUCACCACCACAACCCAAACCACAGGCCCAAACAGGACCACUACCUGAAGCUCAAUUACAGACCCAACCGAAGGUUCAGUCAUCAACCCAACCCAAGACCCAAUCACCACCACAACCCAAAUCACAGGCCCAAGCAGUACCACUACCUGAAGCUCAGCCACCAACUCAACCCAAGGUUCAGUCACCAACUCAACCCAAGGCCCAAUCACCGCCACAACCCAAACCACAGUCCCAAACAGCGCCACUACCUGAAACUCAAUUACCAGCUCAACCCAAGGUUCAGUCGCCAACCCAACCCAAAGCCCAAACACUGCCACAGCCCCAACUUCAGGCUCAGUCACCACCACUACCCAAGGCCCAAACUGGACCACAAUCUAAGGCUCAAUCACCCCCACAGGCCAGACCUCAGACCCAACCACCUCCACAGUCAAAACCUCAAACUCAGUCUCCUCCGCAACCCAAACCUCAACAGCCCCAAACUGUUCUCCUCCCCCAGGUCAAUGUGCUGCCUCAGUCCCUGUCAGAGUCACCAGAACUAUGCAUGAAACCUCCGGCCCUGGCCCAGGCGCCUCCCCAGGCCUACACAGAGGCUUAUGCCAAGGCCCAGGCAUUGGCCAGAAAUGGCUUUGAGGAGGCCAAGUACUGUCUGCAGGAGCAUAUCAUGGAAUGCAUUAAUGUGUUUAAAGACAAAUCUUUAUCGUCUGAGCCAGCAUCAGUGAAAGAGGAGACCCUGAAGACCCUGGACCCUGAGUUGCUUGAGGAGUUCUUGAGGGCAGCCAAAGGCAUGGAGGCCUUUUGUACCCCGUCACAGCUCAGAGACAUGGAGUUCUUCACCCAGUCUGUCAUGACACAGUGGGAGGCUUGUUUCUCAGCCGAGGGCAGCUUUGCCCAGGCAGGGCAGCACCUCGAGGCCUUGAAGGAGCUGUGUGACACCCUGAGCCCUGAGGAUGCUCACCGCCUGGCCCAGACUCAGCUGAGGGAAUGUGAGACGAGGCUGGCUGCCAUCCAGCGACAGUUCAGCGGAGACCAAGACGCGCCGCUCCCUGAUUCUAGGCAAGAUAUUAUUAAGAUUCCUGUUGCCUUCAGUGAGGAUCUGACCGCACAAAAGGAACCCACAAGACCAAGUGACAAACCUCUGGUCUCAGCUGAGGUGUUGCCAGUGAAGACAGCUGGUGUAGAGAAGAGGGAGGUUGAAAAGCAGCCUUCUGUGGACGAUGAAGUCACCAAAAAGGAGGCUUUGGAAAGAUAUGAGAACUGUAAAAGGGCUCUGCAGGCACAACUGGCUAAAAAUGAACAGAGCAUCGAGGAUGUCCCCUCUGACUCUGUCUCUCUGAAAGGUCUGCAUACACGGCUCCAGGAAAUACAGUUCUUGAGGCAAGAGACAGAGUCUCUGUGGUCUGAGUAUGCGAACCAGUGCUCCCAGUGUUCCCAGUUGAGCGGGAACACUGGUCUGGAGCAAGAGAAGGCUGAGCUGCAGGAGCAGUGGCGCAGCCAACAGUCCAAACUUCAGAAGAGGGGUAGCUCGCUAGGCGCCGCCCUCAGACAGAUCGACUCCACCGAGAACCACAUGGUGGACUUCACUGACCGUCUGGACCGCUACCUGAGACAGCCCAAAGACGUCACUGCCUUCACACUGGCCAACACCAACAUCCUGAAAGAUAUCAAGGAACUGGAUGACAACAUUCAGAGCGAGCUGGACCAGCUGUCCCGUCUAGACCCUGAAUCGAGCGAUCUGGACCCCAGAGACAGUCGUCCUCUGUCCCGAGAGGUCGAGACUCACAAAGCCAGCCUGGAUCAGCUCCGACAGCAGGUCCGGAAGAGCGAAGCAGCCGCACGUGCCCUCGACCGCUUCCUCAUGUCAUUGCGCACUGUGGAUGAAGACAUCUCUGGAGUCCAGGGCGCCCCCUGCAGUGACCCUGUGGUACUGCAGGACUGUCGCUCCAAGCUGGCUCUGAUCAGGCAAAGCAUCGACAGUCUGAAGGAGAAGGCGCCUCAGCUGGAUGUGCUCCUGCAGGGCGCCAGGCUGACAGUCACCAGGGAAGGUGUCCCGGCCUCCUGCCUGGACAUGGUGACCGCUCUGCUGAGGAGGCUGGAGGAGGCUGACAGCGGGCUGGCCGGACAGCAGAAGGGUCUCCAGAAGGAGACACAGAGCAAAUCACUGGGCCUGAGGAAGAGGACGCUGCUGGGGGAGCUGAGGAAGCUGCAGGAAACAAUCGAAACACAAGGCCUGAAGGAGCCCACCAUACCUGCUGUACAAAACAGGCUACGUGCCCUGUCAGAUUUGGACGGUCAGGUGCAGGCGCAGCACGCAGAGCUCAAGAACCUCCGUGAACUUCAAGAGAAACAGGGAGGAGAAGAGCACGUCCUUCAGGAAGUGGAGACUCAGUGGAAGGAGACUCAGAGAGCUUUUUCUGACAGGAAGAAGCAGUGCAGCGUCCUGCUGGAGCUUCUGAAAAAGUUCCAGAGCUGCCGCAGCCAACUGAGCAGCACCAUGCAGAAAGCAGAGCAGACCAUCAGUGAGCGGGCUUCCUACCUGGGCAAGGAGAACCUGCAGAGAACCAUUACCACGGUCCGUGACAUUAAGAAGGAGCUGGGUGGUAUUGGAGAGUGCGUGGAAGAAAUGAAGGGUGUUUGCCGACAGCUGCAGACUCAACUGAAGAAGUUCCCAGACUGCAGUGGGAUGCCCUUUGAAGGAGAGGCUAACACACUUAUGGACAACUGGCUGGAUGUGACAGAGAAGACAGAUACCUACAUGGAUAACCUGCAGGUGGGGCUGGAGCUGUGGGAGAAGCAGCUGAUGCUGGGGGGAGAGGUGGACGGCUGGGCAGGGGCCAAACUGGUCCUGUUUGCUGAGAGCCAUCCCUUCCACGAUGAGCAACAAGUACUCGCCAUGAGGGAUGAGAUCCACGCCAAUGAGGAGAACAUUGAACAUUUCCACAAGAAGUCUGUCGAGAUCCAGGAGAUGCUGCAGAGUCGGGAGGCGCCACUGGAGCUGCAGGUGAUGGAGACCCAGCUGAGGAAGAGGAUGGAGCAGGUGAAGGAGCUGUUUGCCGACUGCACCGACGUCUUUGAGGAACUGGUAGCUGUGAGGAAACACCUAACUGAGAAGAUAGAGGAGUGCCAGUGCGCUGUAGAGGGUAUUCAGUGUUCUGUCAACAGUGUUGAUGCGUCACAACCAACGGUGGAGGAUGAGUUACAGAAUCUGUGUGACGAUCUGGAGACUCAGGAGGAGCAGGCCGAGGCAGCGCUGAAGGAGGUUGGUUUGAUUUCCAGCGUGGCCAGUCCUCAGGUGCUGGAGGCGCUGUCUGCAGACUGCGACAGGCUGAAGGAGGCCAUUUCCCGCACCAAGGAGAUGAUCCACCUCAAGAGAGAGGAGAGGGACAAAGGCCUGCUCAAGGUUAUCAAAGAUGAAAAGCAGUCGUUUGAGGAGUGGUUCCAGGACCUGCAGCUGUCUGUCAAUGAGUGCUUUGAGCAGCCUGAGAGCAGAGCAGACGUGGAAACAUCCCUGCAAAAACUCACUGCUUUCUUGAAAUCCAGGAAUGCAGAGAGACGUCUGGAGCAGCUGAAAGAUCAGCUGGAGAGAGGCAGCAAGCAGGUUCCUCCUCAGCAGCUCUCUGAGUUUAACGACUGGCUGAAGGAGCAGGAGAAGGAGGUGGGCAGGUUCAGAACCCACUGCGACAACAAGCAGAAACAAAUGGAGCCACUCCUCAGUGACUUGAACAGUCUGCAGAUGCAACACGACAGCUUCCGUGAGUGGCUGCAGACCAAAGAAAAACAGUCUGCGAAGACUGUCAAUGCCAAACUUCUACUCACAGACCUUCAGGAUGAGAGUGGCAGAGUCGAGAGCCUGAAAAAGCUGUUAGCAUCGCUACGCAAACAAGGCGUCAGAGGUGAAAGCCUCCUGAAGGACGGUGAUAACUUGAUACAACGCUACAGUAACCUGGAGGCCAGGCUGCAGAAGCAGGCAGAUGCCCAGAGCGCCCUGGAGGGGGAGUUUGACAAGUUUAAUACCCAGACUGAGAGCACCAGGACCUGGAUAACUGACCUUGUGAAACCCCUCACCUCCACCGGCAGAGACACCCAGACUGAGGAGAUAAAGCAGAAAGCACAGGCUGUCCUGAGCUCCAAACCUGAGGGAGACUCUAAAGUGAGCAACCUGAGAAGAAAAAGCGAAAGUCUGUGUGAGCGGGAGGACCUGGAGGAGGGCAAGAAACAAGAGGUUCAGCAAUCUGUCAGAGAAACAGAGGAGCAGUGGAAGACAGCUCUGAAGACAGCUGAGGACAAUCUCAACAAGGCGGAAACACAAGCCCAGUUAGACAAGGACUUAGACGCUGUCAAAGCCCAGAAUGAAAAUGUCCAGUCCUGGAUCAAAGAACAGGAGCAGAACGUACAGUCGCUUGGUGGUUGCAUGCAAGUUGGAGAAAAGCUACAGAUUGCACAAGUGACACUGAACUCUAAGCCUGAAGGAGAUUCAAAACUCCAGGAUCUGAAGCAAAAAUGCCAGAGUCUGUGUGACAACCCGGGCUUGGACGAGAGCAAGAGACGAGAGGUUCAGGACGCUGUCAGACAAACAGAGGAGCAGUGGAGGAAAGUCUUGCAGGCUGCUGAGGAGGGUCUCAACAACGCAAAGACCGAAGCUUCCACUGAAAAGGACUUUGAUUCUUUCAAAACCCAAAGUGAGGGCGUUCAGUCGUGGAUCAAAGAGCAGAAGCAGAAGCUGCUCCCCCUCAGUAGUCACAUGCCGCUUGAGGAAAGGUUACAGGUCGCACAGGCUGUUAUUUCCUCCAAACCUGAGGGAGACUCCAAGGUGCUCGACCUGAAGACACACGGUGAAAGUCUGUGUAAACAUCUGGAGGGGAGCAAGAAACCAGAGGUUCAGCAGGUGAUAAAAGACACAGAGCAGCAGUGGGGAACAGUCCUGCAGGCUGCCAGGCAGGCAGAGCUCAGAAGUCUCUCAGAUGACUUUGACGCUCAGAGUAAAAACACUCAGUCCUGGAUCAGAGACAAACAGCAGCAGCUACAGUCCGUGGGCAGUCACACACCACCUGAUGAGAGAUGUCACACAGCUCAGGCCAUCUUGAGCUCCAAACCCGACGGUGACUGUACGGUGAACAACCUGAGGAGACGGGGCCAGACUCUCUGUGACCAUCAGGACGCAGACAAAGGCAGGAAAGCCCACGUCCAGAAGACGAUCAGAGACACAGAGGAGCAGUGGAGGACAGUCCUGCAGGCUGCCAAACAGGUGGAAGCAGCUGCAGAAGUCGAGAUGACCAUGAAGACUGAGCAGGCAAAGCUGAAGCUGAAAGAAUUUGACACCCAGCAGCAGGACACUGACUGCUGGCUCACAGACUUCCAACAACGACUGGGCUUACUGAAGAGUCAAACCACAGCUGAGGACAAACUGCACACUGCAAAGGCCAUAAUGAGCUCCAAGCCCGAAGGAGACUCCAGGAUCCAGAAGCUGAGAAGACGAGGCCAGAGCUUGAGCGGUCAGGACCUUGAGGAGCCCAAAAAACAAGAGGUUCAACAAAAAGUAAAAGGCGCUGAGGAGCAGUGGACGAGAGUCCUGCAAAAUGCUAAAGAAGCCCUGGAUCAGGCUGAGAAGCAGUUUGCUCUGGAGGGCCAGCUGAAGGAAUAUGAAGCCCUGAAAGAAAACACCAAAUCCUGGCUGGAAGACAAACAGCAGAGCCUCGUCUCUCUGGACAGUCAGACAGAUCCUGAAAAGAUAAUCAGCACAGCACAGACUAUCCUGAGCUGUAAGCCUGAGGGAGACUCCAAGCUGACAGAGCUGAGGAGACAGAGCCAGAGUCUGUCUGACCAGGAGGACCUGGAGGAGGACAAGAGACAGGAGGCUCAGCAGACGGUGAAAGAUUCAGAGGAGCAGUGGAAGACGGUCCUGCAGACGGCAGAGAACACUCUGAAGAAAGCUGAGGUCCAUUACUCGCUCUCCAGGGAGCUGGAGUCCUUCCAUACCCAAGCAGGGAACACCAAAACCUGGGUCAAAGAGCUGCAGGAACAGGCCAAGUCCAAAGGCAGUGGCACUCAGGGCAGCCGUGCUCAGAUAGAGGACAAGCUGAACACAGCACAGGUCAUUUUGAGCUCCAAGUCCAACGGUGAGGCUCAAGUGAUGGAGCUGAAGAAACGAGCUAAGAGUCUGUGUGACCAAAAAGACCUGGAGAAAGACAAGAGACGGGAGGUUCAGCAGACGGUCAAAGACACUGAGCAGCAGUGGAAGACGGUCCUGCGGGCUGCUGAGGAGACACAGAGGCAGUUGAAGGGUGUUGUGGAGCGCAUGGCAUCCUGUCAGAACCAGCGAGAGCAGACUGAGGCCAGUCUGUCUGACCUGCAGAAGCAGACGUCCAACCUGCCGCGUGUCUUCCCCUGGCCGGGCCUGGGAGAGCGGAGGCAGGCGGUGGAAAACGCCCGGAGCCUGCUGGACCAGAGCACAGCUUUGGCCCCUGUCCUCUCAGACGUCCGCACACAGGCUGCAGAGCUGUUUAAGACCACACAGGACCCUGGCUGGUCAGAUCCCUCCUGGGCAGCCAAGGAAGAGGCCAUUCCUGCUCUGCUGAAAGAGCUGACUGAGGCAGCAGUUAAUCUGGAGCAGGGCAUCCGAACAGAGAGGCAGUGCACCCAGCUGGUGGAGCAGCAUGAAGCAGCCCAGGACUGGCUGAGGGAGCAGGUUAAAGGCCUGGGAGCUCCUCCAGCAGACAGACAGGGCCUGUACAACACCGUCAACACUCUGAAGGCCUUACUCCAGACAGUGGACAGGGAGAAUAAAGAGAUGAAGGAGCUGGACUCUGCCAGAGACAGUUUACUGAACCUCUGCACCCCUGGAGGACGGGAUGCCCUGACCCUCGAGGUCAGCCAACUCCACGACCUCUGUGCCACCUCGGAGCGGGAGGUGAAGGAGCGCCUGAAGACCUGUGAGACACGGCUGGAAGAGCUGGACGGUCAGCUGGCCAAGAGGGCCAAGGGGCUAAAGGAGAGAGCAGCAGCCCUGCAGUGGGAGCUCCGUUCUCUGGACCAGGCGCUCAGUUACAGCGAACCACAUAACAACAUCGCUCAGCUCCAACAGCACUGGCACAGCCUUCAGAACUGUGAGAAAUCUCUAGAAGAUUUGGGUGUAAAAGUUCACGACCUUAACCAGGAAGUAAAAGCUACUCCUGCCACUGAUGAGCUGCCAGCAGAAAUUACGACUGUGGUGCAGUCCGUAUGCCAGCAACAUGACAGUCUAAAAUCCAGGCUGAGUGACCGUAAGAGUACCUGCACUGCAAACACGGCUCGCUGUCUGAUGGACUCUCUUCACGCCCUGCAGGAGUGGAACCUCAGCAGACCACCAGAGUCCAGUUCCUCUGUGAAGGUGACAUUAGAGGAAGGUGAGAAGUUGCAGGCCAAUUUGCGUGAGGCACUCUCACACAAGCAGUUUCUGACAGACUGUUUGAUGCCAGUCUUGAUUGAGAAGCUGGAGAGAGAAGGUUCAGAGACACUCAGAGAAGCAGACACUCAUAAAGCUUCUCUCAGCCAGAGCUUAAAGGAACCUGAUGGAAAGAGUAAACAAAAGCUGGCUGAUGUCCCACAUGGUAAUGUAGAGGAGACAAAGGCAUCUGUAGUGGCACCACCUCGGAAAAGCAAGCGCUCACCUGAGAAAAAACCUCAAGUUACACAACAAAAAAACAUUACCUUGACAGAAACAUCUACAUCUAUUGAGGAUGUAUUGUCAGUUUCUGUUCAGUUGCAAACUGAGGCUAAAACAUCAAAGCCUACUGUGACAGUAGUCAUGGAAGACACAAAAAUAACUGGUGUGGGGCAAACCAGAAUUGAACCAACAAAAAAGAAAUCUCAGAGUCCAACAUAUGCUUCAGAACCUUUUACAGCACAACGUGACAACACUUCUCAAGAGGCACCGUUUAAAAGUAUAAAACUAGAUACCACAGCUGAGCCUGUUGGAGCUGAGCAAAUCAAAUCUGCUGUUGAGGAACCUGUGCCGAUACAAAAGGUCAGUGAGCAGUCUACACCUGAUGUUGGUGAGAAAACUACACUUGUACCAUCCAGGAGAAAGACCAGGACUUCAGCCACUGAUACAGAGCCUGCCCAGACUAAGGUGGAGCCUGAAAUGGUGAAAACUGUAAUUACUCAGGGAUCACCCAUAACUCCAACAGGAACUGCUGCUGUGGAAGAAACAAAGCGUGUAGCAACCAUUAUUCUAGAUGUUUCAGAGCCACUUGCUUCUGCCCCUGACAGCCUGAAGUCUUCUUCAGCUCCACAGAUGGCCACAGAACUAACUGAAACUACUGUUGUGAAAGAAAAAAUACUUUCUCCAACCAAGAGAAAACCAACAGAUCCAAAAUCUUCCCCAGAACAUGCUACAGAGGAGGUGGCACAGUCAAAGCAAGAGCCUAGCAGUCAGAAGCCUUCACUGAGCUCAGAAGAGCAGAUUGAAACUGUUGCUGAGGAAGAAACAAAAGUUAUACCAACCAGAGGGAAAUCAAUGGGUGUUGAGGUUUCCACAGUUGCAGAGCCAGAGUUUGUUCACGCACAAGCUAAAACUACUGUCCUGGAACAAAGUAAGCUUAUCCCACCUAAGAGGAAGUCAAAGAGUACAGAAACUCCUCUUAAACAUGCUGACACUGAGCCACACCAGACAAGGAUAGAACCUAAAGAUCAAAAAUCAUCUUUUAGUUCUAAUGACCUGAGUAAUGUUACUGAAGAAACAAAACUUGUACCGACCACCCGAAAGUCAAACACUGGUGACUUUUCCAAAACUUACGAAGCAGUUGUUACCCAUGUUAGAUCACUUGAUUUGGAGUCUGAACAAAAAAAGAAACAGCAUGAUGGUCAAAAGUCUUCAACUCCAGAGGUGGUCAAAGAACAGACUCACAGUCAGAAGCUAUCUUCAACACAAGAAUUGGUCACAGCACCACCUGAAGUAAGUACUGUGGAAAAAGGAAAGCUGUCACCUACAAAAGGAAAGUCAAAGGGUCUUAAACAUUCCCCAGAACUUGCUACCCAAGAGUUGAUAAAGACCAAGGAAGGCCCUCAGACUCAGAGGCCAUCCUCGACUCAAGAAAUGGUCACAACACCAAGUGGAAGUAUUGUUGUGGAUAAGGGAGAGCUUCCACCAACCAAAAGAGAGUUAAAGGGUCUAAAACUUCCCCCAGAACCUGCUACCACAGAGCUGACAAAGACCAAGGAAGAGCUGGGCAGGCAGAAGCCAUCUUCAGCCCCAGGUGUGGUCACAGCACCAACUGAAAUAAGUACUGUGGAAAAAGGAAAGCUUUCACCAACCAAAAGAAAGUCAAAGGGUCUUAAACUAUACCCAGAAGUCGCUACCACAGAGGUGACAAAGAGUCAGGAAGAACCUGUCAUUCAGAAGCCAUCUCCAGCUCAAGAAUUGGUCACAACAACAACAACAACAACAACAACUGAAAUUACUGUUGUGGAAAAAGGAAAGCUUUCACCAACCAAAAGAAAAUCAAAGGGUCUUAAACUCUCCCCAGAAGUUGCUACCACAGAGUUGACAAAGAUGCAGGAAGAGGCUGUCAUUCAGGAGCCAUCUCCAGGUCAAGAAUUGGUCACGGCAACAACUGGAAUUACUGUUGUGGAAAAAGGAGAGCUCUCACCAACCAAAGGAAAGUCAAAAGGUCCUAAAGUUCCCCAAGAGCGUCCUACCACAGAGCUGACAAAGACCAAGGAAGAGCAGGACAGUCAGAAGCCAUCUUCAACCCCAGAUGUGGUCACAACUCCAACUGAAUUAAGCACUGUGGAAAAAGGAAAGCUUUCACCAACCAAAAGAAAAUCAAAGGGUCUUGCUGUUGCUACCACAGAGGUGACAAAGAGUCAGGAAGAGCAUGUCGUUCAGAAGCCAUCUCCAGCUCAAGAAUUGGUCACAACAACAACUGAAAUUACCGUUGUGGAAAAGGGAGAGCUUUCACCUACCAAAAGAAAGUCAAAAGGUCCUAAAGGUUUCUCAGAACCUCCUCCCAUGGAGCUGACAAAGACCAAGGAAGAGCAGGUCAGUCAGAAGCCAUCUUCAACCCCAGGUGUGGUCACAGCACCACCUGAAGUAAGUACUGCGGAAAAAGGAAAGCUUUCACCAACCAAAGGAAAGUCAAAGGGUCUUAAACUAUACCCAGAAGUCGCUACCACAGAGGUGACAAAGAGUCAGGAAGAACCUGUCAUUCAGAAGCCAUCUCCAGCUCAAGAAUUGGUCACAACAACAACAACAACAACAACAACUGAAAUUACUGUUGUGGAAAAAGGAGAGCUUUCACCUACCAAAGGAAAGUCAGAGGGUCUUAAGCCCUCUCCAGAAGUUGCUACCACAGAGCUGACAAAAACCAAGGAAGAGCAGGUCAGUCAGAAGCCAUCUUCAACUCCAGGUGUGGUCACAACUCCAACUGAAGUAAGUACUGUGGAAAAAGGAAAGCUUUCACCAACCAAAAGAAAAUCAAAGGGUCUUAAACUCUCCCCAGAAGUCGCUACCACAGAGGUGACAAAGAUGCAGAAAGAGCCUGUCAUUCAGGAGCCAUCUCCAGCUCAAGAAUUGGUCACGGCAACAACUGGAAUUACUGUUGUGGAAAAAGGAGAGCUCUCACCAACCAAAAGAAAGUCAAAAGGUCCUAAAGGUUUCUCUGAACCUCCUCCCACGGAGCUGACAAAGACCAAGGAAGAGCAGGACAGUCAGAAGCCAUCUUCAACCCCAGGUGUGGUCACAGCACCACCUGAAAUAAGUACUGCGGAAAAAGGAAAGCUUUCACCAACCAAAAGAAAGUCAAAGGGUUUUAAACUUUAUCCAGAAGUUGCUACCACAGAGGUGACAAAGAGUCAGGAAGAGCCUGUCAUUCAGAAGCCAUCUCCAGUUCAAGAAUUGGUCACAACAACUGAAAUUACCGUUGUGGAAAAAGGAGAGCUUUCGCCUACAAAAAGAAAGUCAAAGGGUCUUAAACCUUCUCAAGAAGUGGCUCCCACAGAGUUGACAAAGACCGAUGAGGAGCAGGUUAGUCAGAAGCCAUCUUCAACUCCAGGUGUGGUCACAGCACCAACUGAAAUUACUGCUGUGGAAAAAGGAAAGCUUCCACCAACCAAAACUAAGUCUACAGGUCUUAAACUUUCCCCAGAAAUGGCUACCAAAGACCUCACAAAGACCAGGGAAGAGCUCCAAAGUCAGAAGCCAUCUCCAGCUCAAUUGGUCACAACAACAACUGAAAUGAUUGUUGUGGAUAAGGGAGAGCUCUCACCAACCAAAGGAAAGUCAAAAGGUCCUAAAAGUCCCCUAGUCACUGCAUCAACUGAAAUUACUGUUGCGGAGAAAGGAAAGCUUUCCCCUACCAAAGGAAAGGCAAAGGGUCCUAAACCUUACACAGAACAUGCUAGCGAUGAUCUUUCUGAGACCAAGAAACAGCCAGAUUUAGAGGUAGUCACAGGGCUGGAAGAAACUGAAAUUUUUCCUCCAAAGAGAAGGUCAAAGAAUCAAACAUCUUCUCCAAACAUUGCGGAUAUAGAACCAACACAGGAAAGGGGAGAACCUACCAAUCAAGAGUUUUCAUCCAGUUCAAGAAAGGAACUAAAAACUGCUGUUGUGGGAGGACUCAAGCUUGCACCAACCUGGAGAAAGCCAAAGAGUCCAGAACUUUCUAGACCCACACAGAUGGCUCAUAUGGAACCCGAACAAGAUAAGAAACAGAUUAAGAGUUCAGAGCUUACCACAGCUUCAGAGACCUUACCUAUUGUGGAAAUGGUCUCACAACAACUACAAGCACCAGAGACCACGAUGCAGAAAAUUGAUAUUGUUGGUGAAAGACAACUUCCAAUCAAGGAUGAUGCUAAAUCAGGUGUCCCUCGACAAAUGAAACCUGCUGAGGAGAGUCAAACCACUGUUAAAGAUGUCAGUCCAGUAUGUGAAAUGUUUACUCCUCAGGUUGGUGGCACCAUUCAGGAGCUCCCAGGAAAGAAAGUUGCUACAGUUAUUCUAGGCACAAAAGUGGAUACUUAUGCUGUACCUUUGAAGUCUGUCCCCGAACCCAGUGAAUUACAGCAGUCUAAAGACAGAUCUAAAGAGGCCCCACAGCAGACCAUUACUCAGUCUACAGAAAGAGACUUAAGCACAGUGCCUAAAACACAGCUACCUCUCUCCACUGAGCCUUCUGACACACCAAGUGUGGCAGACUACAUAGACAAGUUAUGGGAAAACACAGAAGAGAAACAGAAGAGAUACCUAGUCCUCGAUCUGCCUGAUACAGGUGUCACACCAACACGUGAAAUAAAGCCAGGUCAGCCGGAGGCAGAGACUGUGGCUGAAAGUGACUCCAUUCAACCCACCUCUGUGGUUUUUGCAGGGCUAUGGCCUUCCAAGGGAGAGAAAGACAUUUCAGAAAAAAGCUCUGCUGAGCAAGACAUGAUAAAACCAAGUGAAACUGUGAGUCAGCUGAAGCUCACACAGGAACAACCGAAAGAGUUUAAGGAUUAUGAUACACAGAAAGAGCAUGUUAAAUUGUUGACACGUGAUGUGCAUGAUGCACCCGAGAGUCUUGAUGAAAAGUCUGUCAAGAAAAUCUACUUGGAGCCUGAAGUGCGCAUUUUACAACUGGAUAUACAAACCAGUCCAGACAAGGAUGAAAACACAUCUGUCACAAAAGCAAUCAGACCAAUUCCAACAAGUAUCCAGAGCGAAAGAGUGCCAGACAACAAAGAUAUAACUACUGCUGAUGUUGAGCCAGAGAAGGUUGCAAUUAAGAUGACAGAAGUGCGCGAAAGCGGUACUGAACACCAUAAACAGCAUCCGCUAGCAUUGCCCCCAGAUGAGGCAGGGACAGAAUUUGUAGAAAUAAGCAUCUCUGAGCAAGGUAUGGCAAAACCAAGCCAAACUGAGACUCAAAGAAGGCACCUAAAAACCACCAAGGAAAGACCCAAAGUGGUCAAGGAACAUGGUGUCCAAGAACAGCAACCAACACUGUCAACACAAAGCAUUGACAGUGUACCCAAGAGCUUGGAUAAAACAUCUGUUACGAAGGAGAAAAUCCACAUGGUCCCUGAAGUGCGCAUCCCACAACUUGAUAAACCCACCAAUUUAGAGAAGGAUAAAAAAGCAUCUGUCACAGCAGCAGAAGAGCCAAGGAUAGAUACUGCCCAAGCAAGCAUCAAGAGCAAAAGCAUGUCGGAAAUCAAAGGCAUUACCCCUGUUGAUGUAAAGCCAGAGAAAGCUGCAGGUGAAAUGACGAAGAUGAAGGUGCAAAAAAGUGGUACUGAAUGUCAAGACAAUGUAGCUCAAAGGGGCUCUGCUCAACCCACCCCUUCGGAUUCUGAAUCAUCGCAACCAAACAAAACAGAGACAGAAUUUAUAGAAAUAAGCUUUUAUGAGCAAGACAUAAUAAAACCAAGCGAAACUGAUAUUAAGACAGGACUAUUGAGAACUGCAAAGGAUAGACCUACAGAACUCAAGGAACAUGGAGUCCAGAAAGAGCUUGAUAUACCCAAGAGCCUGGAUGAAAAGACUGUCAGCAAGGAGAAAAUCCACAAAGGGGAAAAAGUGCUCAUUUUACAACCAGGUACACAAGCCACUAUAAAGCAGCCUGAAGUCACAUCCCUUAAAAUAGCAAAGGCACCAAAGACUGAUACAGAUGACACAAGUAUCCAGGGCAAAAAAGUGCCAGAAAAGAAAGACCUGACAUCAGCUAAUGUACAGCCAGAAAAGGCUGCAGAUCAGAAGGCCAUGGUGGAAGUGAAGACCAAGGAGAAACCCAGAGAGGUCAAGGAUCGUGAUGUGCAAGAAGUGCAAGCUAAAGUGUUGACAACAGACAUGCGUGAUGCACCUCAGAGCCUGGAUGAAAUGACUAUUGGGGAGGAGAAAAUACCCAAAGGAGCUGAAGUGUGCAUUUUACAACCAGGUACACAUGCCACUAUAAAGCAGUCUGAACUCACUCCUGUUACGAAAACAAAGACGCCAAAGACUGAUACAGAUCAAACAAGUAUCCAGGGCAAAAAGGUACCAGAAAAGAAAGAUUUGACACCAGCUGAUGUUCAGCCUAAGAAGACUGCAGUUGAGAAGGCCAUGGUGGAAGUGAAGCCCAAGGAAAAACCCAAAGAUGUCAAGGAUCGUGACGUGCAAGGAGUGCAAGCUAAAGUGUCGACAAAAGAUGUGUGUGAUGUACCCCAGAGCCUGGAUGAAAAGACUCUUAGAAUGGAGAAAAUCCAAAUGGGCCCUGAAGUGCGCACCCUACAAUUAGAUAUGCCGUCCAGUCUAAAGAAGGAUGAAAACGCAACUGUCUCAAGUACAGAGGAGACAAGGAUAGAUAUAGUUCAAACAAGCAUUCGGAGCGAUAGAGCCCCAGAAAACAAAGAUAAAACUACUCCUGCUGUCAAGCUAGAGAAGGCUGCAAUUCAGACAAGAGUAGAAACACAACAAAUUCCCACUGAAAUGCAAGAGAAUGUGACUCUGAGUGACUCCAAGCAACCCACUUCUGUUGCUUUUACAGCAGUGCAGCCAAGUGAAGAGACAACAUUUGCAAAGGUGUACAAGACUGACAAAAGAUCCCCUGCAUCACUGCAGGCAGUUCAGAAAUCUUCAGCUGACGUUAUCUGGGGUGAGGUAAGCCUGGUGGAGGGAUUGCCCCUUCAGGAAAGCAAAACUCAAGCAGAAGCAGCUUUUAUGAAGACUGAGAAGCUUUCUCUGAGGGAACCAAAAGGAUCCGCCAUGAGGACCAUCUUCACAGAGAUACACCUACUCUCAGGGACAGGACCCACCUGUCAAUUUAUUGAGGGUAAACCAUUGGAGGCUGCUCAAGAGGGUCUGAUUACAUCCACCAGUGAUCUGGACAACCGUCUAAGCAGGCUGGUGUCGAAAGUCUUGAGCUGCAAGAACCAGCCAGCUGAGCUCAACCCAACAGCCAUGGCCAAGCAGCUGGAGGAAGUUCAGGAGUGCAGAGAAACUGCCCAGGCACAGGUGUCAUUGCUUUCUCAGCUGAGAGGAGCUGAUGCUGAGAACAAGGAUGCUUUGGAGCAUGUAACGGACCAGUGGAGUGCAGCUGUACAGGAUGCAGCUGCUGUCAUUCAGACUAAAGAGGCCCAACUGCAGCUGGUGACUGAUUACUGCAAACAGACCCAAAAAGCUAAGAACACACUGGAUAGACUGACAACAGAACUGGCUGCUGUCAGAACGUCCCCAGAGGAGAGCAGCUCCAAGGAGGCAGAGCGACUGUGUGCCUUACUGAGAAGUACGGAGGAGAACGGAACAGUACUUGGGGAGCUGCUUGUGACCCAUACCAAGUUAUGGCCCCACCUCAGCUCUUCUGAGCGAGCGACCGCACAGUCUGGGCUGAAGAACCUACAAGGGAAGUGGGGCGGCCUAGCAUGGGCUGUGGAGAGGUCAUUGUAUCACACAAAUGUCCAUGCUCAGGAGACCAGCAGCCUUCUGUCGGCGAUAUCAGGUCUUCAGGAACAAUUGGAGACAACCAGCAAAGACCUUGAAGCCAUGUCUCCUUCAGCUACGCAGUGGAAUUGCAAGAAGGCACAGCAGCUGAUGGUGGCAAACGCUGAUGUUAAAGCUGCCCAGCAGAAAUACCUUCAUUUGCAGCAGCUUUCAGAGGCAGUUCUACGCUUGCGAAGGGAGAGGGAUACAACAGAGAUACAGCAGGGGCUUCAGAGGACCAAAGACCAAGUUUGCCGUACAGAGGAACUGGUGUCCUCACAAACUCAGAACAGCACCAACCCCAUCAUGGAGAAAAUUAUUGUGGUGAUGAGGGAUGGCUUUGCCUGGGCGAAGCAAACAGAGAGUGACAUUGAGGGCAGGAGGAAGAGGGUGGCUCUCCUCCCUGAGGAGGUUCACAGGCAACUCAGAGAUCUGAAGAAGCUGCAGUCUGAGGUCAUGGCCAAACAGGGCCAACUGGAGUCCCUGGUAGAGGAGGUGACGGAGCUUCUUCCACAGCUGGACCAGGCUGAGGAGGUGCCCAUGGUGCGCUCCUCUCUUGAAUCCCUUGAAGAUCUUUCAAAGUCAACCACUGAGAAGCUAGCCAAGGCUGUGAGAGAGAUAGAGUCAGGACUGCAGACCAGAGAGAAACUGUCAGAGCAGAUUGCUGACCUGGACUCCUGGGUUUUGGCUCAUCUGCAUAGAGAUGCCUCCAGGAGUCCAGACGGUGAGCUCAGGAGCCCGACUGAACUUGAUCGUAGAGUACGUCAGAUCCAAGAGACCCUGGCUGAGGCUGAGAAGCAGGCCGCUGUCUGUGAGGCUCUUUUAAUGAAGAGUAAAGACAUUGCCCCUGAACUCAGUAUCACAGAGAACUGCCAGCUUUUUGAUAAGCUUACAGACCUCCAGGGGGACAUCAGAGCCAUCAGCAGCUAUGAGAAGGCCAACAAAAAUGAGCUGGACAAACUCACUCAGACUGUAGAUUCGAGCAAGAAAAACUUGAUCGUCAUUGAAACAAGCCUGAGGCAGAUGUUAGUAGAUGUGAGUAGACACAAGUUCCCCAUCACAAGCGAGUCCCUGCAACCUUUGGAGCCUUUCAAACACAUGAUUUUAGAACACAAGUCCCAGCUUGACCUUCUGCAACCGUGGAUUCCCCAAGAAAAGUCAAGAGAACUGCACUCAGUCAUUUCUGAACUUCUCAGCAAAAUGGUCACCCUGGAAAUGAAAGCUAGAGGUCACGAGGAGUACCUGAACAAGAGGCAGUGUGUGGAGGACCUCAGGGAGAGUGUUCAGGAGCAGGUCUCUCACACCAAAGAUGACAAAAGGGAGCCUGAGGACAGGUGUAAAGUCUGUCAGACCCUCCUUGUCCAGCUUCCUCUUAUAAAGUAUAUGUCUGAGGAAGCUGGCUCCAAGCUCCAGAUGAUCUCUGCUGACCUUUACCCCUCACAGCUGAGCACAGAGCAACAGAGACUGAAACAGAACGAGGAGAGCCUUCAUACCUUGGAAAUGACGCUAUACAACAACCUCAGUAUUAUCGAGUGGAGCCUGCAGAAGGAACUGGACCUUAACUCAGAGAAGGCAUCCACUCAGGCCUUCCUCCGGAACAGCCAGCAGGAACUCCAGACACUCCCCAUGUUGGAACCAAAUGAAACAGUAAUUGACAACGAAUACCAAAGAAUUAUGUCUUUGAAAAAGACGGUCGAGUCAAGGAUGAGAGCACUGGAGGUUCUGGAGCAAAAGAAGGGAAGUAGGAAAGGAAGUGGAUCCAAAGAUCUGAUGGAGUUGAAGAAAUCAGUCCUCAGGGAAUGUGACUCACAAAUGGAGAACAUCUCCCAGGCCAAGAAGUCUCUGAGAGGCUACACAUGUGCUGUUAGACAAGCAGCACAAUUCCUGAGGGACAUCGAGUUCUCUCUGCUGCCACCGCAGGGCUCUGCUGGACCUUGCUCUGAACGGCUGGAGGAGACCCAGCAGGCUUUGGCCUCGCUGCAGCAGCAGUUCCAGACCCAUGUGGAGAAACUCCAGAGUCAGGUUAUCCUGCAUCCUUACCUGUGCCCCCAGAAGUUGGAGCAGUUCCAGGAGAACAUUCUGAGCCAGCUCCUGGUGAGGAUGUCCACUCUCCAGGCAAAGGGACACCUACGACUGGAGCAUCUAAGCAGUUGUGCAGAACAUCACAGAAAAUACACCAAGUGCCGAGAUGAAAUUAUCCAGAGUGUGAAGAGCGCAGAGAACAGCCUGUCACAGUUCAUCUGUCAAAAGGUCACUUGUCUCGCCGACUGCACCGACCAGCAAACCAAGCUCGGAGUUCUGUCCGAGGAGGUGGAGUCCCUGCAGAGGCAUCUACAGGAGCUGAAAGAGUGGUGCCCAGAGCAGAGCUGUCGUGGAGGGAGGGAGGCCAUCGUGGCUGCUCUCUGGAAACGCGUAGCAAGGCUACGUCGCUGCACACGAGAGCUGACAACUCGUAGUAAGCAGAGGAUCGCAGAAUGGAGCGAAAUCACCAACAGUGUGGAGAAGGCCUCUGCCCUCCUAGAUCAGGUGGAGGCAGAGCUCCCUGAUGGCUCCCGGGUGAAGGCCUCCACUGAGGACCUUCACGAGCUGUUGCAGUCCUGGGAGCAGUACCAGGACAGACUGGACUGUGAACACAGAGCCCUGUCCGCACUGGAACUGCGCACUGCGCGGCUGCAGGGUGUUCCCGCCCACCUGGAACAAGCUCCUCCUACUCCGCUCUGUCAGCGGCUGCAGGCGAUGCAGGGUCGAUACAACAGUGUGAAGCAGAGGAGCAAGGAGGGUCUGAAGGCAGCCAGGAUGGAGCUGGAGGACAGAGAAAAGCUCAGAGAGGAGCUGCAGGGCGUUCGAGUCUGGCUGGAGGCCGCAGAUGGUGUUCUGUCAGAGAUGAAGCAGACCAGCAGCACACAGGAGCUUCAGGAGGUUCACAGCCAGCUGUGUAACCAGAAGGCUUUGGUCCAGCGAAUCAUGGAGAGCCUGAAGAUGAAGUACUCAGACAUGUACACUCUGGUCCCGGCUGAGAUCGAAAGCCAACUGCAGGAGGUCAACAAAUCGCUGCAGCAAGUGGAAGUAAAGGUGGCAGAGGCGGUGGAGAAGAGCGGCCCCGUCCACAGACUGGGGGCGAAGCUGUCUGAGAUCCACGCUGGCCUGACGUCAGUUCAGAAAAGACUUGAACAAAAAAGCCCCAAUGUGACUCAAGCAAAGAUCACUCAGAAGCGUGUGUGGGACGAGCUGGACGUGUGGCACUCGUGUCUGGCGGCGCUUGAGGUGGACAUGCAGGACUUGGAGAAACCAGAGGAGGCGUUUGCUCUCACUGAGAGACUUGUGGAGGUCCAGCAGCUCCACUCCCACCUCGCCAAGCAGGCAGAGCAGAGGACCACCCUCCUCAGCAAGAUCCACACGUGGCUUCAGGAGCAUCAGGAGAUGAUCACCAGCUCUAAAAGCUGGAUGACUGAGGCAAAGUCAUGGCUCGCUACUCCCUGCAUCUACACCACCGCUAAAUGUCUCAGCAGCCACGUUCAGACUCUGCAGAUGGUGUUGGAUGACUCGGCACAGAUCCGAACCACUCUGCAGGGAUUCAGCUCAGUCCUGAAGGAAAUGUCACCGGUCUGUGACAUCACAACUCUCCAGGAACAGCUGGUUGAAGUCGAUCAACAAGUGGCCAACGUUCAGGAAAGCUUCACUGCUCCUCUGUCUCAGCUGGGGCAUGCUGCUGAUGAGGUGGAAGCCAUUGAGAGUGAAGUCAGGCGGAUGGAGACUGAUGUGGCUGAGAUCAGGACCUUCUUAUCAUCUCCAGAGACUUUCCCCAGCCCCAGAGAAGAAAGCCUCAAGGCUGUGGAGCAGAGGAUCCAGUCCAUGAGGAGGACCGUAGCUGAGAUCCAGAAGUGCAAACCCGGCCUGUGUCUUCCAGAGAAGGCUGAAGAGACUCUGACUGUCUUUGGUGUCGUGGACCAGCUGCAGACUCUGCUGCUCGAACUGGAGAAGAAGGUCCCUGCUCUGUUCAUCCAGCAGCCUCCAACUCCGGUCCAAGCCAAAGCUCCGUCAGCUAAACAGACGACCUCUCGGCCUCAGCUCCUAAAAUCCGCUUCAGAGGAGGCUGAGAAGGAACAAGGAGAGCAGGGCCAAAUCAGAAUUGCUCAUGUUGGAGAGGAUGUACUGAAGAGGACUGGAGCAUCACUGCAGACUGUGGAGCCGUCCUCACCUGAACAGAGACAGUCCUGGACACCUGAGAGCACUCAGUGGGAGCAUCAAGGCGUGCUCCAGGCUGAAGAAGCCACAGAGAAAACAGAGAGUCAGGAGCAGACAGUGGAAGAAGGUGGAGGAGGUGUUUUAUGGUGGCUCUGGGAUGCUUUCCUGGGCGCUUCGCCAGAGGAACCUCUGGUUGUCCCACAAGAGACUGAAGGUGCCACUGGACUAACCACUGAACAAACUGGAGAAGUUAGACAGGAUGUUGAGAGCCCCACUGACACCACAGAAGCAAGUUCAUCUGAAGCUUUAUCAAAAUCCCCUGGCACAGUCACAACUCAGUCACUGCCUGAGAGCAUGAGCGGCUCAGCCAGGUGUGUUGUGUGUGUGUCCCAGGAGCCUGGGCCCCGUCCCCGUGAAGGUGUCCUGCAUGUGUGCCUGGAGAGGAUCAGCCAGCUGGAGCUGUGGCUGCAGAGAGCCCAGAGGAGCCUGGUAGCCAGUGGAGCUGCUGGGUCGUCAGCCAUGCAGGACAGCGUGGAGCAGCAACUCCUCACCUGUCAGGAGAUGUUCCUGGAGAUCGAGCAGAGGGUUGCCGGCCUGUCAGUGCACAGCCAGGCAGUUGACCACCACCAGCAGCAGCAGCAGGAUGAACUGGGAGCUGUGGGGUCCCAGCAGGAGGCGGCUGAGCUGCUCUCGUCUAAACUGGAGCUCCUGAAGGCCAACCUGGUCUCCUUCCAACAGCUGCUGCAGGACAGACAGGACGAGGAGAGACUCAUCACACACAAGGAGCUGCAGAAACAGAAGUCUGUACCUCUGCCAGAGCGCCGCCCGGAGACGAGGUUGAAGCGCAGCAGCAGUGUUCAGGAGAUCUUCUCCUCACCCAGAAACAAACUGCUCAGACAGAGCAGCCUGCAGCAGCAGAAGGAGCUGGAGCAGGAGCUGACUGAGCAGAGAGGACUGACUCAGGCCAUCGCCAGACAGGGCAGCAGAGCUCGACUCAACAGUCAAGAACCAGAGGACCACAGCCAGGUGUCACCAUGGUCGCCUCCUGCUGUGGCCGAUGUGGAGGAGGACUGUGCUCAGAGGAGGUGGGAUGGCCUUCACAGUCGGCUGCUGGCUCUGGAGGAGAGCUGGCUGCUUCCUCCCUCUGAGGUGACAGACUCAUCUACGAGGCGCGGUGAUGGAACAGCAGGACGCAUGAUUGGCACACAAACCCUGAAAGAGCUCCAAACCCACAUCAGCCAUCUGAGAGAGCUGGGACACACAGCGACAGAGCCUCAGAGUCAGGCCUCAGCUGCUGACGGCGCCCAUCAGACGCUGGACGAGGGUUUGUUUCAUGUGCUACACGGAGCGUCCCUGUCUCUGUCCUCUAUCAACAACCUGCUGCAGUCGCCUGCUCGGACGACGCAUGAAGAAGACACACAGCUGAAGCUGCUGCAGCUGCAGAGUCUCUCGGCAGAGCUGGCUACCCUCGGCAGCGAGCUGUCCUCUCAGGGGUCAAAGGUCAGCCGCGUCCUGGGGUCACAGUGUGGUCAGCAGUGUGUGGAUGACCUGUGUCGAGUGCUUCCUGUGGUCCAGGCUGCGCUGAGCAGCAGAGAGAAGCAGCUCACACACCUGCAGGAGGAGACGGCAAAGCAACAGAUACAACUAAAUGAGUUGCAUGCAGCCUUCACUUCUAACCAGGCGACGGUUCACCAAAUAACUCAUGAAUUCAAUGGAAGCCUGGGCCUUAACAAACAACUACAGGCUGUGGUUCAGAUGCAGGAGUCUCUGCAGCAGCAGGUGGAGCAGGUGAGCUCCCUGCUGGAGGAGGCUGACCGACACAACCUGCCUGCAUCUUUCAUCCACCACGCCUCACAGCUGCAGGGGGAGCUGGCCAGUGCUGUGGGUGGUGUUCGCUCCCUCUGUGAGGAACUGAAGAACAGUGUGGAGCUGCAGCAGCAGUAUGAGCGGCUGGUCCACAGCCUGGAGGAGCUGCUCGCGCUGGGCUCUGAGCGCCUGGCGCAGCAGCCUGACACAGAGCUCCACAGCAGAGCUCAGCUCCAGCAGCAGCUCAGCAGUCACACGAAGUUCUUCCAGUUCCUGGGGCAUCAUUUUAAGAUCCUGCAGUAUCUGACCCAGAGAGUCCCUGAGAGCGCCCUCCAGAGGUGGGAGGGUGUAGUGAUGGGCCUGCAGGAGGAAGUGACCCAACUGCAGCAGCAUGGACUGGAGAAAGGGGCCAGGAUGCAGGAAACAUUACAGAUGUGGUUACAGUGGGAGGAGGACAGCGCCUGGUCAGGAUCCCUGCUGACAGCCAUUGAGACUUCAUUUCCCAAGACGCACGAGGGGGUUGAUUGUGAGGAGCAGAUAUCGAAGAAGCUCUCUGUCUACCAGGAGCUGCGUGGGGUUCUGGAGGGGAACAAGGCACGGUUCAGUCGGAUGUUGGAGGCGGGGUUCUGGCUGCAGGCGGCGGGAUGCAGAGGAGUGGGUGUGUCCACCAGAGAGCUGAAGACCCGCUGGAGAGCUCUGCACAAGAAGAUGGAGCACAAACGCACAGAUGUAGAGAGGAAGAGGAAGCUGAGGAGCAGGUUUUCCCAUGACUCUGCUGUACUGGCUGACUGGAUGGGCGGGGCCAGAGAGCUGAUAGACAGAUGCAGUCAGCUCUCUGUCUCAGCUGAGGAGGAGGUGGACAUCAAACAGAGGCGUGACCAAUACCUCCAGUUUGUGACUUUGACCAAAGAGCUUGAGGCCAAAUCUGACCUGAAGGUGGCUGUAAUCGGUGCUGGAACCCAGCUGCUCCAGCUGAGGAAGGAAGAUGGAGACUCAGAAAGAUUCCCAGAGGACAAAGACACUUCACUCUCUCAGACUUCAGACCCAAAUCUCUGCUCUAUUGAAUCCCACCUCAGACAGAUAGAGCUGGACUGGUCCAGUCUGCUGGCUGAUGUCCCUGUCCUGCAACAAGCUCUGCAUAAGCGAUGGAUGGAGACGUCGACCCAGCAGGGGGCGCUGCUGGAGCUGCAGGCCUGGCUGGAAGCUGCUGAGAUCCUGCUGGAGGAGCAUCGCAGCAGAAUCAACCAAACCUCGUCCACUAACACUGAUCUGAGUCAGCUCCUGAAAUACUGCAAGGAGUGUCAGGCAGAGAUGUCGGCCCAUCAGGCCACACUGGACUACGUGAGCCAGCCGUUAGAGACAUGCAGUACUGAGGAGGGCCAGAGGAGGCGCUACGAACACAAGCAGUUUGCAGAGGAGCAGGGCCGUCUCAACCAUCAGUGGCUCAGUUUGCAGGAAACUCUCAACUCUCAGAUCCAGGAGGCGGAGCAGGAGCUGAGGAGCAGAGCGGAGCGGGAGGCCCGACUGCAGCACAUCAACAGCUGGAUCACAGAUCAGAACUGCUGGAUGGACUCAGCUCAGACACCCAGCAGCCACACGGAGCUGCAAAGGAGCAUCAACACCUGCCAGCGUCUAGAGGAGACGAUCAGGCAGAAGUCUGCAGCUCUUCUGGAGCUGAGAAACAAAGUUGAUGGUGAAGGAGGAAACAGCAGCUGUGACUUCAUCUCUCAGACAGAUAAAUCCAUCCAGGCCUGUGCUGCUCUCACACAACGGUACGACGCAGUGAAAGAGAGGCUGAUUGGAGCCCAGCAGCUGUGGGGCUGCGUGGAGAAGCGACUGAAUCAGAUGCUGCUGAAAACAGUGAGGACAUCUCAGACUCUUGAGUAUCACAGCGGCCCUCAGCUCUCCCUGCAGGCGCACAGAGAUCGCCAUGAGAAGCUGCAGCAGCUUCUUCGUGAGGAGACAGGAGCUUCAGAGGCAGAGUGGGACGAACUGAGUCAAACCGCCUCCUCCCUCAAAGAAAUCAUCAGUCCUGCUGCCGCCGCCCUCCUCACAGAGCAGCUGGACAGACAGAGAGACAGCUGGACUGAGGUGUCCGCAGCCUUGGACCAGCAGCUCCAGAGGAGUCGCAGCAUCCUGCAGGUGUGGGAGGUCUACGCCCAGCUGGCUGCGUCUUUCUCCCAGCGGCUGCAGACGCUGCAGAGUGACGUCAGAUCAGCGCUGAGUGGAGCACCUGGAGACGAUAACACUGUGGAGCAGGUCGCUGUGAAGAUUUGCAGCGUUCAGAGUCUUCUGCAGAGGACGGACACUCUGCAGUCCGACCUGGAGGGGGUGCUGGGGGCCUCCAAGGACGUAAUUAGCAACCUGGAGCCUUCAGCUGCCAUACUGGUCCAAUCAGAGAGCCGGUUGUUGUCACGUGGUAUUCAGCAGCUCAGCCAGACGGUGACGAGGAAGCUGGGUCAGCUGCAGGAGGAGCUCGAGCGGCUGCAGGAGUUUGGAAACGCCCUGGAGUCACUGGAGAGGAACCUGGAGCUUUGGCAGGAGCGUCUGCGCGAUGUGGGCCGGACAGCAGACCAGUCUGGCCUCCUGGAGCUGAGCGGCCUGUCUGCUGACCUGGAUGUGCUGAAUGAGCAGAGCCGCAGCGUGACGCUAGGUGACGCUGCAGCCCGCCGCCUGCAACGUCUCAACCGCUGCUGGGCCGACGCGUCCGCCAGAGCUGAGGAGGCCUGCAGUGAGCUGCAGACGGAGGCUCUGAGGCGGCAAAGCUUUGAGCGCAAGUGUGAGAGCUGGAUGUCUUUCCUACAGAGGAUGGAGGACAGCCUGGCUGUAGACGUGGCCGGCUCUUACAUCGGCCUCAGACAGCAGCUCUGUACACACAAGCGGUUUCAGGCAGAGCUGUCCACUGGUCACCAGAUCCUUCACUCAGUCAUCACUGAGGCUCUCCAACUGCUGCAGAAAGGAGAGGUGGAGGACAGGAGUGACUUCAUCCUGAAGCUUGCCCAGCUCAGGGAGCACUGGCAGGGGGCGGUGCAGCGGGCCGACCAGCGGCGCUCCCUGGUGGAGGGACUGGUGAAGCAGUGGCACCUGUACAGCCGCAGCCUGAGGAAGUUGCAGAGGUUCCUGUCAGAGACACAGACACUCCUUCCUCCCACCACACCUGCCCACUGCAGCGUGCAGCAGCUACGACACUCCCUCCAGGACCUCCAGCACACAGAGCUGUUGUUCCAGAGGUACCAGUGCAGCUUCAUCCACACUCUGGAGGUCGGCCGGCAGCUCUUCUCCAUGGGGGACGAGGAGACCCAGACUCAGCUGCAGACGGAUUUGGGAAGCCUGCAGGAGGAGUGGGACAACCUGCAAAGCCUGCUGGGCCGGAGAAUGGACCUCACCGAGGCGAUCGUCAAGAACUGGGAGCGCUGCGAGGCCGGACUGGCUGACAGCAUGCUGCAGCUGAAGGACGUGAAGACGAGACUGAACCAGUCGAUGCCGGAGUUUGACGAUGAGCUGCAGAGCACCGAGAAAUAUUACAAGGAGAACGAGGACUCCCUGGAGGACUGGGCUGAGAGCCUGACGGAGCUGAGCACCAUGAAGACGGAUCUGUCCCAGUACAUCAUCGCAGACGAUGUCCUACUGCUGCAGGAGCAGGUGGAGCACCUGCACUGUCAGUGGGAGGAACUCUGCCUCAAGGUGUCUCUGCGUAAACAGGAGAUCGCAGAUCGUCUGAACGCGUGGAUCAUCUUCAACGAGAAGAACAAGGAGCUGUGCGAGUGGCUGACGCAGAUGGAGAACAAGGUCGCGCACAACUCGGACCUCAACAUCGAGGAGAUGGUGGAGAAACUCAAGAAGGAUUGUAUGGAAGAGAUCAACCUGUUCAGUGAGAAUAAAACCCAUCUGAAGCAGCUCGGAGAACAACUCAUCACAGCGAGCAACAAGACGAAAGAGACGGAGAUCAACGACAAGCUGAAGGACAUCAACGACCGCUGGCAGCAUCUGUUUGACCACAUAGAGGCCAGGGUGAGGAAGCUGAAGGAGACGCUGGUGACGGUGCAGCAGCUCGACAAGAACAUGAGCAACCUGCGGACGUGGCUGUCUCGCAUCGAGGCGGAGCUGGCCAAGCCGGUGGUCUACAACGUCUGCCACAGCGAUGAGAUUCAGAGGAAACUUGCUGAGCAGCAGGAUCUGCAGCGGGACAUCGAGCAGCACACGGAGAGCGUGGCGUCGGUGCUGACGCUCUGUGACGUCCUGCUCCACGAUGCAGACGCCUGCGGCAGCGACUCGGAGAACGACUCCAUCCAGCAGACCACCCGCAGCCUGGACCGACGCUGGAGGAACAUAUGUGCCAUGUCCAUGGAGAGGAGGAUGAGGAUUGAGGAGACGUGGCGUCUGUGGUGUAAGUUCCUGGACGACUUCUCUCGCUUUGAAGACUGGCUGAAGACAGCUGAGCUCACCGCAGCGAGCCCGGACUCUUCUGACGUCCUCUACACCAGCGCCAAGGAGGAGCUCAAGAAGUUUGAGGCGUUCCAGCGGCAGGUUCACGAGCGUCUGACUCAGCUGGAGCUGGUGAACAAACAGUAUCGCCGUCUGGCCCGGGAGAACCGAACUGAUGCCGCCAGCAAACUUAAAGUCAUGGUCCACGAGGGGAACCAGAGGUGGGACAGCCUGCAGAGGAGGGUGGCCUCUGUUCUGCGCAGACUCAAGCACUUCACCUCUCAGAGAGAAGACUUUGAGGGAACUCGUGAGGGGAUCCUGGUCUGGCUCACAGAGAUGGACCUGCAGCUCACCAACGUGGAGCACUUCUCCGAGAGCGACAUCGAAGACAAGAUGAGACAGCUGAACGGCUUCCAGCAGGAGAUCACCCUCAACACCAACAAGAUUGACGCCCUGAUCGUGUUCGGGGAGAACCUGAUCCAGAAGAGCGCUCCUCUGGACGCUGUGCUGAUCGAGGACGAGCUGGAGGAGCUGCACUCCUACUGCCAGGAGGUGUUCGGCAGAGUGGCUCGCUUCCACCACCGCCUUGUCAACAGACGCCCAGUUCUGGAGGAGGAGAGGGAGCUGGACGACUCACCCGAUCUGACCAACGGGACCUCCUGGAGCGAGGCGAGGAAGAAGGAGGGGGAGGUUUCAGCAGGAGGUGGAGUCUCAGCUGGACGGCAGGUCAUGUGCCACCUCCUAGCGCCCCCUCUGGAGCGGUCGGGAAGAGAGACCCCCGUCAGCGUGGACUCCAUCCCGCUGGAGUGGGACCACACUGUCGAUGUGGGAGGAUCAUCGUCACACGAAGACGACGAGGACUCCACCUUCUUCAGCGCCCUGUCAGACAUGAAGGUCACAGAGAGCUCAGAGUCCUUUGUUAGAGCGACUGUCAGAGCAGUGAAAGCUGCGUCGGUGAAGUCAGUGACCGACCCGCCUAGCUGGCACCAGCCCGGCUCCCCAGAGAGGAAACGAGUCCCCCGAGAAAUGAUCCGAGGCCUGGGCUCGUCUCCUACACACACCACCAGCACUCCGUACCACCAGCAGGGCUACGUUAAGCUGAUGUCGGAGUGCAGCGGCAGCAUCAACACCGUGAAGAGAGUCAAGCUGAUCCUGAACGAUGAGGAGGAGCUGGAGGGUUCAGGUCUGACCAGCAGCACGGCCGACAAACAGACCAGCACAGGUGUGAUCGAGCGCUGGGAGCUGCUACAAGCACAGAAGUUCAACAACGAGACGGACAUCAAGCAGGACCUGGAGCAGUGGCAGAAGCUGAACUCUGACCUCUGUGAUGUCACUUCCUGGUUGGGCAGGGUGCUGCCAGAGCUGGAGAGGCUACAGCGGAUCGCACCGUCCACCAGUAUCCAAGACAUCGAAAUCAACAUCAGGAAACAUAAGGAGAUGCAGAAAACCUUCAACAGCUACAAGUGUCUCAUGAUCUCUGCCAACCUGAGCAGCCGCCACUUCCUGCGGGGCGACAGCGCCGAGCUGCGGGAGCUGCAAGAGGCUCUCAGCUCAGCCAAUAGCAGCUGGACGCAGGCCUGCAGCGGCCUGGAGAGCUGGGAGAGGAGGCUGCACUCUGCACUCAUGCAGUGUCAGGAGUUUAAUGAGACGCUGCACUCCCUGCUGUUGUGGCUCGCUCAGGCUGAGAACACACUCAGCGCUGUGAAUGUCAGCGACCAGUCGACGUCACGCGCCGCCCUGCUGGAGCACAGAGACACGCUGAGGGCUCUGCAGGAGGAGCUCUGCAGCCGCCAGCGGCAGGUCUCCUCACUGCAGGAGAUCUCCUCACAGCUCCUCCUGGAGGCCACCGGAGAAGACAGCGUGGAGGCCAAGGAGAAGGUCCACGUCAUCGGCAACAAACUGCAUCUCCUGCUGCGACGGGUGGCUGCUGACCUGCACACACUGCAGGGGAGACUGGAAACCUGCUCAACCAGCUCAGAGUUGGACAGCAUUGGUCUGGGAGCACUCCACUCUCCUCUGCUGCUGCACAAGGAGGAGGCUGCAGGUCUACAGGCAGCUGCAGUUGGACAGCCUGCCACAAGAAGGGAGGAGAGGAGGGAUUCUUCCCCACAGAGACCCUUCUUCUACCGGGUUCUACGAGCUGCCUUCCCCCUACACCUGCUCUUCUUCAUGCUGCUGGUUCUGGCCUGCCUGGUGCCUCUGUCUGAAGAGAACUACAGCUGUACACUGUCUAACAACUUCGCCCGCUCCUUCUACCCCAUGCUGCGCUACACCAACGGCCCUCCGCCCACAUGAGCACUGCCACGACACCCAGCGAGUUCCCAUGAUCUGGGGAGGACUGACGGACUUAAUCAAAUGUGAGGUUGUAAUCCUUCACAGUGUGAAGGUGUACAUUCAAAGACACCUUCUCCCUGCCACACAAAGAGGCACCACCCUUCAGGUUUGGAGGCCUCAUCUUUUUUUUUUUUUUUUUUUCUUAAACUAAAUAUUAUUGGUGUAUUUAAAUAUGUAUUUAUUGAUUGUGGAGUUCCACAGUUAAACAAAAAGAAGCCAUAUCACUGGUUUGUUUUAAAGUUUUGUCAUUUUUAUAUGUAGAGUCACCGUCUAACGUCCCCACCAAACAUCUCCAACACACGGUGCAACGAGAAAAAGGUCUCGAGAUUUAUUUUAAUACCUACAGUAUAUUUUCAUUUUUGUACUUUCACUACAGUCUGUGGGAUCUAAUCUGAAGGAUAAACGACAGUUCUUACCAAAGCAUCCAGAAAUUAAGUACACCAGCCAUUUUCUACCACUGCAGCUAUUUGUACUGUUUUUCAUAGAAGGCAGCCUCUUGUUGUUAGCACAUUUUGUACAGAAGAGUUGAUUUAGAGAUAUUUAAGAAGCGACGAUCUGUAAGAUGUUUGUUUUUUUUUAAAUGAUGGCAGUGACUCAUCUGCAGACAUGCCUUUCUGUAGCCAACUGAACGACCGUAAAUUUAUCAGAUAAUGUUCUUUAAAUGGUGUUAUUGAUGAUUUUUGUAUAUAAGGGCAAACUACUGAGAAAGAAAUAGCUAAAUUAUUGUUUCUGCGUUUGAGUGUGGCACUGAAAUAUAAUCAAAGUAAUUUAACACGGGGCAACAGUUUGAGAUUUGUUCCUAUGAUUGUGUUAACUUUAUGACCAGUGGUUUGGAGGUUUGCGUAUUUUAGCAGAUCGCUGAACCUAAAAGAUUGGCAUUAAUGGUGUAGAUCCUAAGUUUAAAGCUGCAUUAUGUAAUUCUUGACCACCAGGGGGCAGAAAGUGUCAAAACAUACCUAGCUAAAACAACAGCAAGUGCUUUCAGCCAACAUGGUAGCAUUACAAACUGCCUACAUGAGGCCCAGACACACCAAACCAGCAUCAAGGAGCUAGUAGCGAGGAAAGCCGACUGUUCCAUUACCUCACAUCGUCUGCUUCUCAGCCACAAAGCUGCACUUGAACACACCACAAUGACUAUAACCAACGGCCAACUCGCAUGUACGUUCUUGCACCUGCAUGAGAGGAAAUAACUCUCCAUAGCGGCAGGCGGCAGUAGUCUGUAUUCGUCAUUCAGAAAGGGGAACUAGAAGACCAACAGGACCAUGGGUGUAUAAAGAGAACUGGAUACAGCAUUGGAGACCGGCCCCCAUUCAUUUCUCUAAAAGUUGCGCGUGAAGCCAAAAAAGCUCAGUGUCUGCGGUAUUAAAGUACCCAGAUCUCCAUACUGUGGGGCCCACAGAGCAAGCACACUAGAGACUUGCGGCGGCCGAGCAGUUACCUUCAGAUUUAGCGCUCUGCUAACUUGAAUGGUGACAAAUAUUUAAUCAUGCGUCUCUUUUACACUUUAGAAAUGAAAUUGGACGGAAUGGAUCAAAUCCUGAGCCACUUCACGGGGGCUGUGACUCUCUAAAAAUAAUGUAUCCACUGAUUUACAACUGUCUCUUUCCUGUCAUUUGGAAAAGUCUAUUUGAGUCCCAUGGCACCAUGUGACGGACCCAGAAGUUGUAGUUAUGUGGUUUGGCCAUUAUGAAAAUUGGCUUCAAAGACUGGGGCACUUCCAGGAGGCCUGGACAGGACGGACUCAACAUGCUAGUUAGCCAGUUAGCAUAUUAACAACACAACCUGAUGCUGACAGAGCAAAGGCUAUUUACUGUGUGCUAGCAAACAAACACAAACAAGUACAAACCAUUUCUGCUGAAAAGCUCAACAGUUUAAAAAAAAAAAAAAUCGUACCAAAAAUAGCAAGUCGAUCUUACACCCUCCGGACUUUAGUCCUUUGAUUGGUGGUUCAGCUCGGAAGUGAAACAGAAGUGAGGAAAACAAACAGUGAUUUCACUCACCGACAGGCUCCACAGGACGCGGCAACAUUUCAACGCGCUGAAGCGUCCGAACAACAGAAGACAAGGGCCAACUAGUGCCAACAGUACAGGACACAGCACAAAACCAAGGGAAAGACGCUCACCAGCAUCACCCGACGGCUCGGUGUGUCAGGGCCCUAACACAUCCAACAGACACAGAUUCAGCCAACUGAUCUUUCUGCAGCUAUAAAACCAAAACGGUUAUCUAUAACAGGCUUAAAGUUCAGUACAGCUCUAGAGUUAGGAGUUGAUCCUCAGUGCGUUUAAGUUGCAGUUCAUUCAUUGUAAUAUCAAAAGUAUUAUCUACGUUCUAAAGAGAGGUUCAUCUGUGUUGAGAUUUGAUAAUAAGUCCUGUGUUGAGACAUUAACAACUAAAUGGCUGAGUCAUCUUAUGUUAAAUGAUCUAUACUUUACCCCUUUACAAAGUUUAUAAGUUUAGAACUUACCCAACGCUGUCCCAAGUCCUCCGAGCCCCGUGGAGUAAAGCCCUGCAGACAUGACACAUCCAACAGGUUAAAACAAAACCUGACAUUUAAAAGUACAGCUUUUGGUUUAUACUAUAAAGUAAAUGAGUGAUUUACCUGAACGCUGCUUUAAAACUCUUGAGUCAUGCAGUUGAAGGACCGGUGUCAAAACCUCACGAGUCAGACUUGGAGUAGAACAUGAAUGUAAGUGAUCCUUUGGGCAUUGAAUGUAGCUGUGUACAUGCACAAUCAAAGAUCAUUAAAUGUUAUUAUUAUGGAUCCUAAAUGUUAAAAAGUGUGUGUGAUUUGAUUUGAACUUCAGUGUUUGAUCCUGAUUUGUACAUACUCUCAGCCUCACCUCACACUCAGCAGAACAGAAACAAACAACAAACAGUGUGUAAAGUUUGAUUUAUUUUGUGAACUCUUAUUUAUGGGAUGUAUAGAUUGUCCUUUUUUUUGACUGACAAUAAACUGUGUUUGCCAUGAUUUGUGGUUGUGUGUUUACGGUAUCGCUGGGUUAGAGGAAGACCCAGGCUCAGAACGGACAGGCAGAAACUUACACAAGAUAUGAAUGUGUGUGUGUGUGCAUGCAUGUACAAGCUACAGACAUCAGGAAAGAAAGGAUAGUGAACAUGUAUCUGUCUAUCAGCAGUAGUAGGACAUUCUGGCACUGAGGCUGGAUUUACAUUGGCAGAAAAGUGGUACAGCUCUCGAGGAGACGUCCAAAAAGGACCUAAAUGAUGCGUUUGGGGGACAAAUCCAAUUUUGUGAAGGAUCGACUCUUUCAGUUUGUUUGGCCCAAUCAAAACAAAGCGAUUCAAACUUGGAUGGUGCAAAAGAAGUGACUGGUUUCUUCCUCCAGGAGAACAGUGGUGUGGUUAAUGAGAACAUAAUCAAAACCACUAUAGCAAAUAAAACACGAGGCUUUAAACGUGUAAGAGGACAGAAAGUUUAAGCCAACAGUUUCUGGUGUCUGUGAAGCCAAGAACAACAAAACAAGCCAGUUCUGGACUCAUGCUUAUAUUCAGCUCUUUGUUCAUGUGGUAUCCAUUUGGGGAAGUGCAUAAAUCAAUGUGAAGGACACUGAUAAUUUCAUCAUGUUUAAUUAGGUUGAGGACUGUAGCAAUUUUUUAAUGUAUUUUGUGAAUAAGGUUGCCAGUGUCAAGGCCAGUAUAACACCCUCCUCCUCCUCCCUUCCUGAUCCUCCCAAACAGUCAAUUAUUGACAAUUUCUCACCUGUCUCCUUACAAGACUUAGCAGAUCUUGUGUGCACUAUGAAGAUCUCUUCUAGUCCGCUGGAUAUCCUGCCCACAACUUUGCUGAAAAAUGUUUUCAGCACUAUUGGUCCAUCUCUGCUCUCCAUAAUCAAUAGCUCACUGGUUUCUGGUCGUGUCCCGUCCCAUUUCAAGCAAGCGGUUGUUCAGCCGCUUCUCAAAAAGCCCAAUCUGGACCCCGAUGUUCUUAGUAACUACCGGCCCAUUUCCAAGCUGCCCUUUGUAUCUAAGAUUCUAGAAAAAGCAGUUGCAAACCAGUUAGUGACAGCGUUGAACAGUUACAAUAUCUUAGAUAAAUUUCAGUCCGGUUAUCGUCAGUUACAUUCCACAGAAACUGCUCUUCUCAGGGUCUCCAAUGACAUCAUGAUGGCCUCCGAUGCCGGUAAAUCCACUAUCCUGGUUCUGCUUGAUCUCAGUGCAGCCUUUGACACUGUUGAUCACCACAUCCUUUUAGACAGGCUGAGGGACAGGGUAGGAAUCUCAGGGACCGCUCUUCAUUGGUUUAAAUCCUAUCUGUCUGAUCGAUCCUUUUCUGUGGCUGUUGGCCCUCAUAAAUCAGAGUUUGCCCCCCUUUCUUGCGGGGUGCCCCAAGGUUCAGUGCUUGGGCCUAUCCUCUUUACGCUAUACAUGCUCCCUCUCAGAGAUGUCAUCAGCAAUUUUGAAGGUAUCUCAUACCAUAUGUAUGCAGAUGACCUCCAGUUAUAUUUUUCUUUUAACCCUGAUAGGACCGAUGGAAUUGACUCACUGUACGAUUGUAUGAAUGUAAUUAAGGACUGGAUGUCUUCUAACUCCCUUCAGUUGAACGCAGCUAAAACUGAGAUUUUAAUUAUUGCACCUGACGCCUCAGCAUCUAAAGUGGCCAGCUGCUUAGGGUCCCUCAGUGCAAAUGUGCGCCCCAAGUUGAGAAACCUUGGGGUCACAUUUGAUCAGGCCAUGCUCUUCGAUGACCACAUCAAAACUGUCACUCGCUCCUGCUUUUUCCACCUCAAAAACAUUUCCAAACUCAGAUCCAUGUUAACUUAUUCCGAGCUAGAAAUGAUCAUCCAUGCUUUUAUUUCCUCACGUCUGGAUUACUGUAAUUCUCUUUUCACCUGUCUCAAUAAAACUUCAUUAGACCGCCUCCAACUAGUCCAGAACGCUGCCGCCAGGCUUCUGUCCAGAUCUCAUAAGUUCACUCACAUCACUCCAGUCCUGGCAUCCCUGCACUGGCUCCCUGUUAAUUUCAGGAUCCAGCACAAGAUUCUAACCAUCACUUACAGAGCCCUCCAUGGUCAAGCACCUGCAUACUUGACGGAUCUGGUGUCCUUUCACUGUCCUGUCAGGUCACUGCGGUCCGCUGAAGGCCACCUACUUACUGUCCCUCACACAAGAUUAAAGACGAAAGGUGAUAGAGCCUUUAAGGCUGUUGCACCAAAAUGGUGGAAUGCACUACCUCAUGAGCUGAGAGCGGCCUCUUCCAUGGACAUUUUUAAAAAGCAGUUAAAAACACAUCUGUUUAGGCUUGCGUUCCAUUAACUGUCCAUUGUAUCAUCUCUGUAUUUCGCUGCACUUACUUUUUAUUUGUUUUUGUGUAUUUUGCAUUGUUUCUGUUAUUGUAUUUUUUGUAUUUUAUCUUGUGAAGCACUUUGUGAGUCCUCUCUGUGAGAAGUGCUAUAUAAAUAAAUGUACUUACUUACUUACUUACUUACGUUAAAUAGGGUAAAAACAAAACUUCCAAUAUGCAAAUCUAAUUCCUAAAACAAAAAGGGAAUGUUCAGAGAAAAUCUGUAAGUACUUUGGAUUCAAUAAUAAUAGCAACAACUAAUAAUAUAGCCGCAAGCGUCAAUCCAAGGGUUCAAACCCUUUCAGCCAACAGAAGGAAGCAGGUUUUUAGCUUCACAAGGCUGAGCAAAAUAAGUUCUGCUUUUUUAUAUGUCUAAAGAAG
Epinephelus moara (kelp grouper) is the source of this 39969-nucleotide messenger RNA. RefSeq names its product spectrin repeat containing, nuclear envelope 2b (gene syne2b). Bases 192 to 34250 code for a protein of 11352 amino acids. The transcript is spliced from 129 exons. Gene Ontology annotation, molecular function: protein binding. Lineage: Eukaryota; Metazoa; Chordata; Actinopteri; Perciformes; Serranidae. The record is from RefSeq and is a predicted model, not a curated record. Gene Ontology annotation, cellular component: membrane.